AUGAUCGCUUCCCUAAUCUCUUUCCUCUCAUCUGAUCUAUUUUCUCUGCUUAUCACUUUCUACCUUUCUUUAUAUUUUCACAAAGGUAAAGACGCCAACAUUAGAAAAGUGAUAUAUUCUCAUAUUCGUAUAUUACAGCAAUAAGUCUCACCCUCCCAAAAAAAAACCCAAACUUUGAUAUAGAAUCGGUCUCUGCUCCACUUCAACUGCCCACCCACCAAAAAAUCUUUCCUUUCUGCUUCGCAAAUCACACCCAUUAGAAUAAACUCAAGGAAGAGAGCAGCAACGGUGAUGGGUUUUGUUCAUCUGUUCAUUUUUGCUUUCAUUGUUUCCACUUGCAGUGAGUAUUUUCUCGCGCUGAGAUCUCGAACAAGGUGGGAAUAAAUUGGGGCCAGCUGGGAAACAACCUCCCAUCACCGCCGCGGUCAGUGGAGCUUGUCAAAUCUCUCGGAGCCAAACGCAUCAAAAUCUACGAUGCCAACCCAGACAUCCUUAAGGUCCUCAAGGACACCGACAUCAUAGUCUCUAUCAUGGUACCCAACGAACUCAUUGCCAACAUCUCCAAAAGCCAGUAUCUCUCCGAUCAAUGGGUGAAGACCAAUGUUGUGCCUUUCUACACCGAGGUAAAAAUCCGAUAUGUCCUUGUCGGAAAUGAAAUCCUCACUAACCCUGAUACUGGGACAUGGUACAAUCUUGUGCCGGCCAUGCGUCGAAUCAAGAGUUCCUUGAAAACCCACAAAAUCCAUAAGGUCAAAGUUGGUACCCCAUCGGCCAUGAAUGUUCUGGAAUCAUCUUUCCCACCUUCAAAUGGAACUUUCCGGUCUGAUAUUUCAGCUCCGAUAAUUAAACCAAUGUUGCAGUUUUUGAACCGGACUAAAUCGUUCUUUUUCGUUGACGUCUACCCUUAUUUCGCCUGGGCCGAUAACGCGAAAGACAUCAAUCUUGAUUAUGCUCUUUUUGAGUCUAAAAAUGUGACGUACACCGACCCAGUCACCAGCCUAACCUACACCAACCUCUUUGACCAAAUGAUGGAUGCCAUCGUCUUCGCCAUGAAACGGCUCGGGUACCCGGAUAUCCGGCUUUUCAUCGCGGAAACGGGUUGGCCCAAUAACGGAGACUUCGACCAAAUCGGAGCCAAUAUUUACAAUGCUGCCACUUACAACCGCAACGUGGUCAAAAGGCUCACCACCAAACCCGCCUUUGGCACCCCAGCCCGACCCGGAUCGGUGAUACCUUCUUUCAUAUUCGCAUUAUAUAAUGAGAAUCAAAAACCAGGUCCUGGCACGGAGCGGCAUUUCGGGUUACUAUACCCUAACGGUUCAAAAGUCUACGAGAUAGAUCUAAGUGGAAACACACCCGAAUAUACAAAGCCGUUGCCUGCACCGACAAACAAUGAACCGUAUAAAGGAAAGAUAUGGUGCGUGGCGGCUGAAGGAGCAAACAAGACUGCGCUGGGGGAUGCGAUAUCGUACGCGUGCUCGCAGGGGAACAAAACUUGCGAGCAGAUCCAACCCGGGAACAAGUGUUUUAAACCGAAUUCUUUGGUUUGGCACGCGAGCUACGCUUUCAGCUCGUAUUGGGCCCAGUUCAAGAAGAUGGGUGGGUCCUGUUAUUUCAACGGGCUAGCGACGCAGACAGUUUCAGACCCAAGUUUCGGGCACUGCAAAUUUCCAAGUGUGACUCUAUGAGGCUGAGUUUCAUCCCAAGCUGUGUGAGGCAAGUGAUUUAGGUGCCCCAUUUUGCUAUAAUUAAAUGGUUGAGAUUUAAUAUAGUAAAGUUGGUCUAUUCUUUUAGGCAAAUGGGUGCCUAAAUCUCUUGGCCUUUUUCAUUGAAAGUAUUAUUUGAUAGGUUUUUCAUGUGGUCCAAUGUAUCCUAUUUUAUGGGUUGUUCUUCUAGAGUAGAAGAUUACAACGGCUACAGAGCUAUGUGUGUGGAGUAUUCAGUUUAUUUAUUAUCCCAACGGCUAAUUAUUUAGUAGUGGUCCUCCAUUGGAGCCGACAAGCUUUUUUCAGUUUGGACCAACUGUGGGUAUUUAUUCCCUGUUGGUAGCCUUGGGUGUGUCAAAAUGUAAUUAUGAUUGCCAAUAAUAAAAUCAAAGCAGCAGGCAUAUUGGGAGUCCCAAUAAA
Messenger RNA from Hevea brasiliensis (rubber tree), 2126 nucleotides. Its product is annotated as probable glucan endo-1,3-beta-glucosidase A6. The record is from RefSeq and is a predicted model, not a curated record. The transcript has 3 exons. Gene Ontology annotation, cellular component: plasma membrane. Bases 531 to 1688 code for a protein of 385 amino acids. NCBI's taxonomy places the organism in Eukaryota, Viridiplantae, Streptophyta, Magnoliopsida, Malpighiales, Euphorbiaceae. Gene Ontology annotation, biological process: carbohydrate metabolic process. Gene Ontology annotation, molecular function: hydrolase activity, hydrolyzing O-glycosyl compounds.